Molecule: messenger RNA, 1662 nt
Organism: Populus trichocarpa (black cottonwood)
Lineage: Eukaryota; Viridiplantae; Streptophyta; Magnoliopsida; Malpighiales; Salicaceae
Exons: 5
Coding region: 371-1399 (342 amino acids)
Source: RefSeq, a predicted model, not a curated record
AACAAUAUUACAAUUCCUUUUUUUGUCUUUUUUUGGUUGUGUGUGUGUUCAUGUGAGGUCAGGUAUUUUAGUGUUGGCGUUACAUUUUAGUGGAGAGGGUAACAAAAAAACAAAAGCAGUGUGAAAUGGUAAAAGAUGUUAAAAAGGGCGGUUUCAACGGAUUCUUAAGAGAAAUGAGUAAACCCUAAUCUGUUUGAUUGAAUGAGUGUUAGUAUUUCGCAUCAGAAAUCUGAUGCUUGGGAUGUCAACCUGGGUGCUCAAAUGUCAAUAGCUCAUGGUGCUGUGCAUGUCAUUUGCUUGUUUUCGUAGCCAGUUAAAGGUUGUAUUUGGAUGAUCCAGCGUGAUCUCAAGCUUCUUAGUUGCUCUUAAAAUGAAACCACGAACUAAUGGGACUUCUAGAGGUCAGAAGGCACAGAAUUUUCAGGGGGAGGGACGAAAUUGGAUUCUUAUUGCAGGUGGUGCCUUGUUAAGUACAUUGUCAAUUCGCCUUGGUUACAAGCUCAAGCAGACACUGGACUCAAGGCAACAGGCAAAUGCUAGUAAUAGUCUGAAAGGGAAUGUGAAAUCAUCUGACAGGAGGAGGUCACCACGUUGCAAUAUGCAUUCAAACAUGUAUUCCUUCACACAAGAUGAUGAUGGUUGCUACAACUGCAUUCCAGGGAAUGAAGGCAUUGCAGAUAUGAAGCAUCAGUCCAAUGACCAGAUGCUGUCUGAAUCCGAUGUUGGUCUACCUUUGGUGACGGUUCCUGCUGCAGAAUUCACCAAGGAGAAUGGUGUUAUGUGGGUAUCAUCUCCUGAUCGCCUUGAGUUGCCACCAAAGCCAUUCCACAAUUCAAACUGCUCUGACUCGCCAUGUGUCUCAGAAUCUGGUUCUGACAUCUUCAGCAAACGAGAAGUUAUACAGAAGCUGAGGCAGCAAUUGAAGAGGAGAGACGACAUGAUACUGGAAAUGCAGGAUCAGAUUCUGGAAUUACAGAAUUCGCUCAAUGCUCAGCUGACACUUGCUUCAAAUUUGCAAUCACAGAUCAAUGCAGCUAACAGGGAUUUGUUUGAUUCUGAAAGGGAAAUCCAGAGGCUGAGGAAGGCAAUUGCUGAUCACUGUGUGAAACAUGUGGGCAUCAAUGACAAACCAUCAGCAAACACAACAUGGCCAUCUGAGGCAAGAAAUGGCCAUGCAAAUGGAUAUCUUGAUGGAGACAGCAAUUUUGAGUCAUUGGAAAAGGGAAGGGGAGAUGUCGAGAGGAUUGAGAAGCUGAAGAGAGAAGUAGGUGAGUUGAAGGAAGUGAUAGAAGGGAAAGAGUACUUGUUGCAGAGCUACAAGGAGCAGAAGUCAGAGCUUUCCAUGAAGAUUAUGGAAUUGCAGCACAGAUUGGAUUCACAGCUCCCUAAUAUUUUGUAGGCAUUGGUAGGAUGUGUAUUCUUGGUUGUUUCCUCGUUCUUUUCUUUGAUUUUACUUCUACAUUCUGAAUUUUGGGAGAAGCUUCCUUUUUCUCCUUUCUUUCCAGAAUUUCUUUCAUAACUUAGUUUAGAAUGUUUGAUGCAUUUUACGUGUUUGUUCAGAAGUGCGCUUGUUGGAGAUGAGAGAGAGAGAGAGAGAUAAGAAAAUUUUAUGGAUAUCGUCUAUACAAGACUUUUCUAUGCAAUUCCUAGAGUUUCUCUUCA